Molecule: messenger RNA, 1070 nt
Organism: Hyla sarda
Lineage: Eukaryota; Metazoa; Chordata; Amphibia; Anura; Hylidae
Gene: SRP19
Product: signal recognition particle 19
Exons: 6
Coding region: 114-542 (142 amino acids)
Biological process (GO): SRP-dependent cotranslational protein targeting to membrane, signal sequence recognition; SRP-dependent cotranslational protein targeting to membrane
Cellular component (GO): signal recognition particle, endoplasmic reticulum targeting
Molecular function (GO): 7S RNA binding
Source: RefSeq, a predicted model, not a curated record
GCUAAGUGAUAGUGACGUGUUUCCGCUUCCUGUCCCUCAUUGACCGGAAACGCGAGUCAUCAGCUGCAGCGGAGAGGUUUGUAACUGUAAUGUGUUCUUGUGAGUAGACAACCAUGGCAGACCUGAGGAAGCCCUAUACAGAGCCUGAUAGAUUCAUCUGCAUUUAUCCUGCUUAUAUCAAUAGUAAGAAAACUAUCGCUGAGGGCAGGAAGAUACCUGUUGAAAAGGCUGUACAGAAUCCAACUUGUGUGGAAAUAGCAGAAAUAUGUCGAGCCAACAAGUUAAACGCCAUUGUUGAGGUGGAUAAGAUGUACACACGUGAAUGGAAUCGGGAUGCACAGUACAAGGGCAGAGUACGUGUGCAGCUGAUGAACGAGGAUGGCUCACCCUGUGUGGAUAAACUUUCUUCAAGGAAAGCAGUGAUGCUUCGUGUGGCAGAAGAUAUCCCCAAACUAAAGACUAGGACACAGAAAAGUGGAGGUGGAGACCAAACGGUCCAAGUAGGAGAAGGGAGCAAGAAAAGUAGGAAAAAGAAGAAGUAAUGGACUUUGUGAUAAAGAUGAACCUGACCUAUUGGUGACAUUGCAGAUAAACAAGAGAAUCGAAAAACCUUCAUAGACGUAAAAGAAAUAAAACAUCUCCAGAGUCAGCUCAUUUAAUAAAUGACUCAUUUAACAUUGGGUAUGAAGAAUCUUAGUGUUUAAUCAGUAAAUUAAGCAUACUAGGUUUUUGAAAGAUGAUCAUGUGAUGGAUGAGGUUAAGGGGAUCUGACUGUCAUUCUCAUAACCUGCAGCAGAACGACAAGUUCAGGGCGAGUGUUUAUUUUAUUUUUGUAUUUUUUUUUUUUGUAUUUUUUAUUGAUAUGCCCCAGGCUAACAAGAAUCCAAUAUUAUUUCUUUUACUAUAAUCAAGAAGAUGGAUAUGUUUUUACUGACCAUGCCUCUGGACUUUUUUCUUUUUUUUCUUUUCCUUGUUCUAUAUGCUGGGGCUUUAUGUUCUUGCCUCAUCUGUGAUGGACUGUGCACAAUAAGUAUAAAACAGAUUUGUUUUAAUAAACUAAAAUAAAUGGC